Molecule: messenger RNA, 678 nt
Organism: Synchytrium microbalum
Lineage: Eukaryota; Fungi; Chytridiomycota; Chytridiomycetes; Synchytriales; Synchytriaceae
Exons: 5
Coding region: 1-678 (225 amino acids)
Cellular component (GO): cytoplasm; nucleus
Molecular function (GO): protein binding
Source: RefSeq, a predicted model, not a curated record
AUGUCUUUAGCAUCGGAGACAAUCCAUGCUCAAUCGCAAUCUGGAAACUUGGCUGGCGUAAAAGCUUUGGUCGAGCAAAACAUGAGCAAUGUGUCUUCAAAAGAUGAGGAUGAACGAACUCCUCUUCAUUGGGCUGCAAGUGGAGGCCACUUACCUAUAAUCAACUAUCUUCUUGACAAUGGAGCUGCACCUAAUGCAGUUGACGACUCGAACUGGACGCCGUUGAUGAUUGCUUGUUCGUCUGGACGAGUCGAUGUUGCUGAACGACUGAUUCGGGCUGGUGCAAAUGUCAAUGCACAGAACGAUACCAAGAAUUCCUGUUUGCAUUAUGCUGCUUCCAAGAAUCAGCCAGAGAUCGUCAGCCUAUUAAUAUCAUCUGGUGCUAACGUGGACAUUCGAGACAAAUACGAUCAAACACCACUCUUUCGAGCAUCAUCUCUCGGCUGCACGCCAAUCGCAAAAGCACUAGUAGAAGCUAAAUGCAAAAUCAACAUUAAAGAUGUUUCUGGAAACACUCCACUUCACAUGGCCAUUGAGGGAACUCAUGGCGAGUUGGCAGUUUGGCUGUUAUCUCAGGGAGCAAAUCCGGAUAGUAAAAACAAGGAAGAUGUGUUGCCGCUCGAUAUGACCACUGACAAGAAUGUGCAAAAAUAUGUAGCAAACGCUAUGAAGGCGUGA